GAUAACUGAUGCCAUCUACAAAAUAUAUUACAAAAUUGACAUAUUUUAUAUUACCUCAUCAACAUGCUCUGAUCGUAUUCCAAUUAUUGGUUAAAUAAAAAAAAAAGAAAUUGAUGAUACUUACCAAUAUAGCUUAGAUUUCGCAUGCAGAAUCAAAUACAUGUGCAUAUGUGUUGUGUUAUUACUUAUUAGUAGUUAGGGAGAAUAAUAAUAGUAUAUGUUUUGGUGUUGUCUUUUGUAUGCUUCCGGAAAAUCACCUUGACAACUUGAUUUCCCAUGGAUGGUUUGAUUAUCAACAAUCUAAAUAUAUAAAAAAAAUUAUAUAUUAUCUGUAAAUUACAACUUUUUUUCUGUUUCUCUUUCUAUGGUAAAAACAAAAAACAAAAACGUAGUGCUCUCCCUCUUCUUCUCUUGGUUGUUCUCAACCAAUAACUUCUGAGGGAUCCCUCUCUCUCUCCCUCCCUCCUUUCUCUUUCUCUCUCCUCUUCAGAACAUUUCAACAUUUUUUCUCGUCAAGAAAAAAAUCAACGCGUUCAAGGUUAACGGGAAGAUCGUUAAAUCUUGAACGGGAAAAGGUUGUCUCCGGCGUGUGGGUGGUGGUUACACACUAACCGGGGUCAACCCUCCAUAAAAAAAUCAAUGGCGACAACAAUGAAAGGCCUUCUCAAGGGCCUUCGUUAUAUUACUCAAAUUUUUGACGAAGAGAAAGAGGAGGAGAUGCAGAUAGGAUUCCCGACAGAUGUAAAGCAUGUUGCCCACAUCGGCAAUGAUGGUCCAGCCACCAAUGCGCCAAGCUGGAUGAAUGACUUCAAACCUCAAGAACAUGAGCAAGGUCAAGUCGUUUCCAGAGGAAACUCCAACAAAUAUAACCCUCAAGAGAUGAACCAAAGUGGCGCCGGGCUAAAAGAAUUGCUUCCUCCAAACACCAACGAGAAACAAAAACAGAAAACAAGGCGUAAACCCGGGUCAGCGGCUAGUCCAAACCAUAAUGGUGGUUCUGCAUCAUCAGAUGGAUCAGUGAAGCAGUCAAGACAUAACAGAAGCAAACACGGGUCAAUGGACUCAUCAUUGAGUGAUCAAGAACCUUCAGUACGUAGUAGAAGGCGUGGUGGUGGUGGCAGUAGCAAAGACACAGAAGGUUCUUCUAAUCUUAUUAUUCCUGAUGGUUCAGCGCCACCACGGAAGGCUACAUCGAGACCGAGGAAACUAAAAGGAUCGAUAGGAGGAGAAGGGUCGGUGAAGAAAUCAUCAAAAGGAACAGUUGAUGAUACAUGUAACGAUAUUAUCUGAGAGAUACUUAAAAAACAAAAAAAACAUGAAAUGUAACUUGUGAGGCCACCUCCGUGUGAGAGUUUUGUUUUAGUUUCUUGACUGCUCAAGAAGGGAAACAAAAACUUGGCUCACAAGAAACAAAACAGUUUCUGAAGGAAGGGAACAGAAAGAAAAUGCAUAUAAAAACUAUGUAAUCAAUCAUCAUCUAUUAGAUUUUUUUUUUUGUU
Molecule: messenger RNA, 1499 nt
Organism: Brassica rapa (field mustard)
Lineage: Eukaryota; Viridiplantae; Streptophyta; Magnoliopsida; Brassicales; Brassicaceae
Product: CRIB domain-containing protein RIC1
Source: RefSeq, a predicted model, not a curated record